AUGUCUUUCUUCAAGGAGGCAGCUCGGCCAUGUCGAGUCAGCAGUGCCCGCCUACUUCCAAAGCUAUUACGCCAGCAAAAAAGAGCUUUCAGUCACACCCACCCUGCUCGUUCUUCCAUAACCCCAGAGGAAGUUGAAGGCGCGCAUAAAUACUGUGUCGCCCUACUCUCGUAUGACCAGGCCCCACCAAGCUCUCCAAUGCUCGGGCAAAAAUAUGACCGACCCUCCUAUACCCUGAGCAGCUUCAUCCCCCCUCACGCCCGCUCCUUCUACCUCGCCCUCCGCGCAUUGAACGUCUCUCUCUCCCUGAUUCCUGAAACGACAUCAUCGCCCACAAUCGGCCUCAUGCGCCUUCAAUUCUGGCGCGACUCUGUCACCAAAAUCCUUGCCGGUAACCCACCAAAAGAACCCGUCGCAAUCCUCCUCUCCUCCGCCAUCUCCGAACUUCACCAUCGCACGGAGGGCCGCGCCCGGAUAAGCAAGGGCUGGCUUACACGACUGAUUAAUGCUCGGGAGCAGACUCUUACCAAUGAUCCAUACACCAAUAUCGCGGCGCUGGAGUCCUACGCUGAGAAUACCUAUUCGACACUCAUGUACCUUACUCUUUCCGCGCUGCCAAUGACAUCUGUCACGGCGGAUCAUGUGGCGUCGCAUAUUGGUAAGGCGGUUGGAAUUGCAGCUGUGUUGCGCGGGCUGCCUCUGGUUGCGUUUCCGGCAGCUCAGGCUCAGUCGCCGACUGGUGGUGGUGCGGCGAGUUUGGGGUUGAGUGGUGGUGCGAGACAGGGUGCUGUGAUGCUGCCGCUGGAUAUCAUGGCGCAGACUGGUGUGAAGGAGGAGGAAGUUUUGAGACGAGGUGCUGAGGCUGAGGGACUGCGUGAUGCGGUCUUUCAGGUUGCGACUCGCGCGAGUGAUCAUUUGAUUACUGUUGAGCAGAUGCUUAGCAACCUGCGUGAAGGAAAGGAUGUUGGACAUGAGUUUGAGCAUGAGGGUGAAGAGGGCCAUGAAUAUGAUGCGCCGAGUCACUCCCGUGAGUCGCCUAUUGAUGAGGUGAACAGGGCAUUUGGUGUUUUCAUGCCUGCUAUCGGGACCAGGCUGUGGCUGGAUCGGCUGCAGGAAUAUGACUUUGAUGUCUUCCGUCCUGAGUUGCUCCGGUCUGAUUGGAAGCUUCCUUGGAAGGCUUAUUGGGCUUUUCGCCAGAAGACUAUUUGA
Messenger RNA from Penicillium odoratum, 1209 nucleotides. RefSeq lists its product as uncharacterized. Lineage: Eukaryota; Fungi; Ascomycota; Eurotiomycetes; Eurotiales; Aspergillaceae. The transcript has 2 exons. Gene Ontology annotation, cellular component: mitochondrion. Bases 1 to 1209 code for a protein of 402 amino acids. The record is from RefSeq and is a predicted model, not a curated record. Gene Ontology annotation, biological process: mitochondrial respiratory chain complex I assembly; biosynthetic process.